Molecule: messenger RNA, 4658 nt
Organism: Cataglyphis hispanica
Lineage: Eukaryota; Metazoa; Arthropoda; Insecta; Hymenoptera; Formicidae
Exons: 7
Coding region: 555-1964 (469 amino acids)
Cellular component (GO): membrane
Source: RefSeq, a predicted model, not a curated record
AAGCAACAGAUGUAUCAGUAUCCACCAUUGAAACAUACAUCAUAUAAAUACUGGAGAAAAAAAACAUCAUUUCCUCAUCAUCUAACAUUGACCAGUUGAGUAUGAACGAAGAGUGACGUCCCAGCAGACGGUGAAUUAAAAUCAUAGCGAACCGAAAUAAAUCCUCAUAUGCGGGUGUGCGGAAUAGUGGGGACAUAUGGUAGCAGUUUAAUGACACCUAAUGCACUCAUAUAAAUCGCCGGUAUGGAUGGCGGAGAAGCAAGAGGGAGGAGUCGGUGAAGAGUCGCAUUUUCGAAGAACGAAACUCAGAGUACUCGCUCGUGCGACGUCGAGACGAAGGCGAGACGUGGGAGGGCGAUAGUCUCAGUGGUGGUCGGUUUAUUGAUUGAAUGUGAAACCGCGCGUCAACCGCGCAAGCUCGCCGUCCGCCCUGAAUGAAGUGACGUGCUUUCUCGCAUAUGGAGACGCGAAUAGAGUGACGAUAGGAUCGUCGUACAUCUCGUGUGGACAGUCCUCGGUAGUCGAGCAGCAGCGACGACGACUAUUACGAGAGGAUGCUCCUUCGGCGGGGCUGCACUUGGCUAACGCUGAUGCCGCUCCUGCUGAGCUUGUCCAUCGGCGAGCUCAGCUUUUAUAGGGAUGCGCUCCCGGAAACGUCGAAGGACAUCGCGCUGAAACGCUUGGCCCGUUAUCUGGAAGCGCACCGUCUUCAGCAGCGUCUUCAUCGCUCGCAUCUGGCCACAUUCCUGUCGCCUAUGUACAAGAAACACAGCAAUUUUCAGCAGCUGAACCAUGAGGACGAACGCAGAAUCGUCGAGUUCCUAGCCAAUAGAAAGGCCGCCGAGGACAGCCUGAAUCAAAAAUUGAAAGCGUGGUUGGAACGUCAAUAUCAUUCAUUCAAAAAUCAAGAUUCGAAUGUCAAUCAGAUCACGAGUCAGGAUUCGGAAUUUUUCGAUAAUCUGGAUAACAAGUAUUCGGAUUAUCCCGAGGGGAAACAGCCGGACGAGACGAACAAUGAUUAUUUCUCCAAGGAUCUUGAAUAUGGGCGAACCUUCGAUGUGGAUAGAGGGGGAACGAUGGAGAAACCUGUCGUAAAUACUUUCCACAAGUAUAUAAAUCACAAUCCCGCGGGCAUCUUCUUACAUCAUGAGGGUGGGAGAGAAACAACACGACCGGCAUCGCCGGCGGCAGAGGCAAUUGAGCCGGAAUUUACGUAUAGUUUUGACAACCCGAAUCUCGAGGAGAACCAUCCUUUUGCGGUGGCACCAAACGAUCUCAGAUACUACGACGCACCAUUCUCGUCGGACAAUCGGCAAGACGUAUCAGGAACGAAUUGGCAAGAGAAAGAAGCGGCGAAUAAGGAGUCAAUAUUGAUAAAACACGAAGACAACAUGCGAAACAUCAACCAGAAGACACCGAAGGAAUUGGUCGUACUUGGCGCGUCGAAACCGGACGGAUCUGACGGAUCUGAAUUUCAUCCAUUGAUAGUGCCCAUAAAUCACGACUUAAAUAAUGAUAUCUAUUUCAUCGCCAUAGUCGCCGGUUGCAGCGCAGCAGCGAUGUUCGCUUUGGUAUUGAUCAGUUUAACAUGGUGCAGACUACAACGUGGUGCGAAAGCUGCAGCGGACAUAGAGUAUCCUGCUUAUGGCGUAACAGGACCGAACAAGGAUGUGUCGCCUUCCGGUGACCAGAGGCUCGCUCAGUCUGCUCAGAUGUACCAUUUCCAACAUCAGAAGCAACAAAUUAUCGCCAUGGAAAAUCGCACUUCUGCAACGAGGGAUCCGGGUUCUCUCUCAGAAGCAGAGAGUGACGAGGAAAACGAGGAAGGUGACUACACCGUUUAUGAGUGUCCGGGACUUGCUUCUACGGGCGAGAUGGAGGUGAAAAAUCCGAUGUUCCACGACGAUCCUACCCCGGCAACGCCGGCGGCGCAAAGCAACAACAAAGAAGAGGACCACAUAUAGUUUCAGUAAAGUAGAGAAGGAGAGAGAAUCAACCAUGUGCGCGCGUAAUUCGAAGAAAUCUUCCCUGGUGCUUAGCUCACUGUUAACGUACCAUAUCGGAAAUGUUUAUCUAUUAUAUUUGAGUGUAUACACAACUUUAAUAUUUAUAUACGACGCGAAAGGCAGUGUUUUACAGAAAGGGGAGGGGAAAUCGAUAUUUAGAAUGAUUGAUGUUUUACUCUUCGUUCCGGAAAUAAGACAACUCUUAUGAGCGUCUACAUUGAUAUGGAAAAUCAGAGCACGGUAAACAUACAAGUCGAUAAGUAUGCAUCAGCGAUUUUAUGUGAAUGGAUUUUUGUUAGCAUCUGUUGUUUGUGGCCUUUCGAUCGAUUUAAUUUUACGAAACGUCGAUGCUUUUCUAAAGAAAUUUAAUCCUAAAAAUUAUUAAUUUUUUCCGAAAGAUACAGUUUUAGCUGAUAAAAUUCCACAAACAUUAUAUAAAAAAACAGUUUGCACCAUUUUCUUCCUGCGCGAAACGCGAUACGUUGAUUCUUCUAGCAUCAAAACAUUAAAUUGUCGACUGCACUUAUGAGUUAAGGUAACGAAAUUUUUGAAAAGAAAGACGACGAAUUAAUCAACGUGUAAAAUCGCUCGUUUGUUCGAGGACACCCAACUAUUUUCUAAUGUUGUGACGUACUAUAGUUUGUACUUUCAUAGCAGGAACAUAAUUACCGUACGGUUAUCGUAUUAUUUUUCUAUGACUCGUUAUCCGCCGCUGCGCAGUUCGGUUAUCCGAUAGUCAUUUUGGUGGAUGUUUGACAGAAUACGUCUAUUAAAUACGUGUGUUGCACGCCGCAAUGGUAUACCAAAAUCUAUUCUUUGAGAUAUUUAUAUACUCCUUUAAAAGUAAAGAAAGAAGAAACCAAUAACUGCUUUAAUUUGAAACGCUAUUCGAAUUUGUUUUGUAACCGAAAUAUAUAUAUAUGGAAAGUUAUACGGUAAUAUUGUACAAAAUUAUAUAAUUGAUUAUAAAUCUCAGAAAAAUUUGAAACACACACAUAUACUUUCAUAUACAUUUUUUUAGAAUAUACAUACAUUAAUAUCAUAUUAAAUGACAUUUCACAAAGUAUAUUUGUUUUAAUAUACAUAGAUAGAACACGAUCGGAUGAUUUUUAUUGAAAUGUGGAAAUAUCUUCUUUCGAAAAAUAGCAACAAAAUGUCAAGAAGUUACACAUUACAAAUGUCAAGAAGUCAGAAAGUUAUGAAGGGGCUUCAACUUUAUUAAUGUGUUAUUAAUUCUAGAUAUAUAUAUUCAUAAGACACAAAGUUAACGAGUUUCUCGCAAACUAUUUUGCGUGAUAAUAUUUUAUCAAGAUAUAUUUAUCAUAAAAAAAUAUAUAUUUCGAUCUAAUCGAUCUUUCGAAAAAAAUUAAAAUAUUUGAGUUUAUGCUCUUUUUUUAUUAUAUUUAUAUUUUAUUAUUAUAUUUUAUUAUAUUUUUAUUAUAUUUUUUUAUUAUAUUUAAGUACGGAAUUGUUGACAAUGUGUUUUAAAUGGUGAUACUAAAUAGUUUUAUCUGAGUUAAAGCAAAUUGUUUAUAAGAUUAAUGUUUUUUAAUUGUGUUUAUUUUAUUUUUAUCCUUAUCUCUAGUAAUUGUAUCCCAAGUUAUCUUCUGCUUUAUGUGAUAUAAGAAAGUCAAUAUAGCAUGAGCUGUGCAAACAUACAAAUUGAGUUGUAUGUUUUCCACUUUUACACCUUUCGAGAUGCAGUAUUUCUUUAUGAACAAUAAUCUCACAAAUAUGCUUAUUGCAAGGAAACUGUUUUUUCAACAGUUACCAAUAGAUACACACAACACAUUCACAUACACAUAUAAUAUUUGUUGGCUUAAAAAGACAAUAUAUUUUAUUUUUCUAUGAUAAUCGCGUCAUUGUUAGCUAUUUAAAGAGAAUUUAUAAAUCUGCUACUAAUCUUCUAAGUCGAAAAUGUGCAGAGUUACUAUUUAUUUUAGUAAAUAUCAAAUGUCUAUAUAUUUAAUGCAAAGCGAAUAGGAGCGAGUAUGUAGCAUUGUUUUGCGUUAUUGCUGUUACAAGAUCUAUCUUUAUUCGCCGUUAUGCUGGAGAGCAUAAUGAUACAUAAGAUCUCGCGAUAUAAAAAGCUCUUCCUUUUUCUCUAUCAAUAUAUAUCAUUAUAAGUGAUUAAUGUACCUCUUAGCCAAUGAGUGUGAUGAUACGUUAAAAGCAUGAAUCUAUGUUUCUAGUCUUCUCUACUGACACUAACGACAUUAUAUAUUAUUAUACAAAUAUACAUUAUCUAUAAGCCGCGUAAAAAAAGAAAAAAAAAAAACAAAAAAACAGAAUACUAUGAAAGGACAAUCUGUGUACAAAUAGACUAUUGGUAUAUAGCGAUUUGUAGUACAUGAUUGUGCAUAUUGUGUGUCCACAUCCCGGAAUAGGAAAUUAUCUGUCGAUUGAAUUAAAUUUAAUUCUAUUAUAUCGCAUUAAAAUUACAGUGUCUUUCCCUUGCAAUAUCCGUCUACUUAAAUUGUGAUUAAGCGAAUUAUACAAAAUAUUCUUACUAUUAUUUUUUCACUUCUACUAAAUCAAAAAAGAAAUCUUAGAGAAUGUAAAGAGAAAGAAAUAUAUACAUAUAUACAUAUAAAUUAUAUAGAUAUAAUGUAUUAUUAUUUUAUUAAAAUAAAUUAUUUAUUUUAUAAAGUA